Messenger RNA from Stegostoma tigrinum, 7238 nucleotides. It is a transcript of the gene tp53bp1, whose product is annotated as tumor protein p53 binding protein, 1. Gene Ontology annotation, cellular component: nucleus. Gene Ontology annotation, molecular function: histone binding. Gene Ontology annotation, biological process: positive regulation of transcription by RNA polymerase II; DNA damage checkpoint signaling. NCBI's taxonomy places the organism in Eukaryota, Metazoa, Chordata, Chondrichthyes, Orectolobiformes, Stegostomatidae. The record is from RefSeq and is a predicted model, not a curated record.
CUGGAAUCAAAUAAUUAUAGAGCAUGGAAACAGGCCCUUCGGCCCAACCAUGCCGACCAGAUUUCCUAAACUGAACUAGCCCCAUUUGCCUGUGCUUGACCCAUUUCCUUCUAAGCCUUUCCUAUCCCUAUACUUGUCCAGAUGUCUUCUGAGUCUUAUAAUUAUGCCACCCUGUACCACCACUUCCUCUGGCAGCUCAUUGCAUAUGCACACCACCCUCUGUGCGAAAAUGUUGCCCCUCAGGGCACUUUUAAAUCUUUCCUCUCUUGCCAUAAACCUUUGACCUCUAGUUUUGAACUCCCCUGGCCUGGGGAAAAGACCUUUGCCACUCAUCUGAUCUAUGCUUGUCAUGAUUUUAUAAACCUGUUAGCCUCCUACAUUCUUGGGGGGCAGAGAGCUGGGGGGAAGCCCCUGUCUAUUCAGCUUCUCCUUAUAACUCAAAACCUCCAGCCUUUUUUUUUUAAAGGGCUGUCCUCCUCUCCUGUCUCCAGCUAGAUGUUUACAAUAUUUUGUCUAUUCAGAAACGAGCAUUAUCAGCUCAGUUAAUACACAGAGGAGGAAUUGGAAAAUCAUUCCUGGCAGGUAAUGUCACUCAUUUCCCAUCAAUUGGGUUGGGAUUGUUCCAAGCAUCUUCACUAGAGACACUUACUGACCGUGGAGGGAAGUCGAUGGUUUGUUCAACAGAGGCUGAUUUGUCUUUGAAUGGGCCUUAGGCCACGAAUGAAUACCAGUUUCCGACGCGAUAAAAUGUCUCCAAAUCUUGGAACAGCAAAGCCUCACUGUGCUGCCCUCCCACAUUUAUGUGCCUUCAUUGGUCAGAGCGUUAAGUGCAGGAGUUGGAUCAUGGUAUUGCGGUUGUACAAAACAAUAGUGAGGCCACUUUUGGAGUACUGUAUACAGUUCUGGUCGCCCUGCUAUAGAAAGGAUAGUAAUAAAUUAGAAAGGGUACCGAAAAGUUUUACAAGGAUGUUAGAGGGACUGGAGGGUCUGAGUUAUAAGGAGAGGCUGCAUAAGGAGGGAUGUUUUUCCCUGGAGUGUAGGAGGUUGAGGGGUGACCUUGGAGAUUUAUAAAAUCACAAGAGGCACAGAUAAGGUGAAUAGCCCGUGUCAUUUCCCUAAGGGAGGAGAGUCCAAAACUAGAGGGCAUAGGUUUAAGGUGAGAGGAGAAAGAUGUAAAAGGGAGCUGACCGAAGCGUCUGUUUCUGCGCUGUGACACUCUCUAUCAUUUUACUUACUCAUGAUAUUGCACCUCGACUGUCUUCCUGGCGCAUUGCCAACUUGGAAAUGCCACUAACAAUCAACAAUUUGGUUGAACCAUUGAAAAGAAACAACAAAGAGAUUUUGAAGAGACAAAGAACAGUUCAGCACAUGGACCCUAACGGUACACAGUUGGAAUCCGAGCUGUCGCAGCAAGAUACCCCGUGCCUGAUUGUAGAGGACUCGCAGGCUGAGAGUGUGCUGUCGGAGGAUGACCCUGACCAGAGCUACCGGAAUCUGCAAGCCAGGUGCCUGUCGAACCUGCAGACCCGCACACGGAGCCCCGUGCUGGAGCUGAUUGCUGGCCCACAGGCAGCCAAGACUUCAGCAGGAGGUGACAAGGCGCCUGUUGCCCGGAAGGAGAUGCACCACAAAGUUCUGGGCGCUAUGGAAACAGUGGUAUGUCAGAAGCCUGGUGAACCGUCCAUUCCUUCGAUGGGGCCUCUGUCGCGGCCAAAGGGGCAAAGCCACCCUAUCUGUGUCCGGCCAAGCGCGCAGGAGGGAGAAGCUGAAGACACUCGUGUUGCGGAUUCCACCACCAACUCGGUCCCUGCUGAAGGUUUGUCACAAGCUGGUCUGGGACUGCUUGAAUUGCCCGAAAGCCAAGGGAGCGAUCCCGAGGCGAGUGCCAACAAGACGGGUGGGAGCACUCAUGGAUCUGAGGAGAUCAAUGUGGACGUCUGCAGUGAGGAGCAAGAGCCCGACACCAUGGCUGGGUCAGCUGGGCUAACAGUGAGUGAAAAGCCUUUAACUGGGACUGGAAGCAGUCACCGGAUUGAGAGGUCGGAGAUUACCUCAAGUGUAUCCACGUGGCAAGUGGAGCUGGCAGCUGACCAAGAGGCCCAUUUCCUGAUGCCGUCUGGACUGCGGAUUGAGGGGCCUCCAUCCAAAGCAGGCCCGGAACGUUCCAAGACCGUCCUGUCAGAGGAGGAUGCUGUGGAGCCCAGUCUGUCAGGUGCCAGUGCAGGAACUCCUCCAAGAAAUGAAAGUCUUUUGGCUGCUCGUGUAGAUCGCCUGCAGGUCCUUCAUCUUUCAGGGCAACAGACGCUGGUGCAGGACAGUCUCUCAGAAAGUUCCAACGAUGUGAUCGAUCCAUCCCAGGAAUCCUUUGGACCAACCCCCAUCAUUGUUCCCAGCAGCCCGACCAAUCAAGACGAAGAUUUGGCAGAGGAGCCGAUGGAUACCUCGGUGCCAGCUGCCAGCCAGUCGGGAAAAGCUCCCUGUGAGGAGGAGGAGGAGCCAAUGGAAAUGGACCGGCCGGUGGAGCAGACGGAGCGUGCUCCAGUCCGAGCUCCGCAGUCUUCGACCCCAGUGUCCGAGAGCGUUCCUGUUUUCACAGCGGGACAGCUGCUCCCUGUGCCAUCACUGCCCGACCUGUCCCAUGAUAUCUUUGUGCCCACACCCAGCUUGAGAGAAGGAAGUGGCUGUGAUGAAGGCGUCAGGUCAACUGCAGCUUUGAUGGGAAGUCUCUCCAGGAUGCCCAAGGACAGACAGGAGGAGGAGGGAGAGAGGCAAGACCGGGGGCAGACUGGGAGCUCAGACUUCGCGGUUGUCAAGAAGCGCAACAAUGGAGCCGGGGAGCCUUUCGAGCUGAAAUUGUCGGCCAGUGGGCGCUUGCAGCCAAUGGAGACGGACGACAGUGAGAUCCUGACUGAGGAAGACAGCCAGGCUACACAGAUUGAAGGAGGAUCGGGUACGAACCCUACCGAGGAAGGCGAGCUGGAGGGGAGUCACAGCAUUCACCUCCGAUUGACAGGAGAGAGCCAGGCGCUGAGCCUUCAAGCUUCCGAGGCCUCAGUUACAGACGCUCUGGAAGGCGAGAGAGCGGAGGCUGAGUGUGGCACAGGUGAGAUGCCUGGCAGACCCCGGCAAACGAGCCAACUGUCGCCCCCCUGCCUCAGGCCCUCACGCCUCCUCCGCCCCAGCUCUCCCUAUGGUGACCUGCCCAAAGGCUCGCUCGCGGAGAGAGGAAGAACAGCGAACGAGGCACUGACGGAAGACUCGGAGGCUGGACCCGGGGCUCCAACUCUGGAGGAGCAUGAGGUGAGGCAAACUCCCCAAGGGGAGGGGAGCGAAAGUGCCCAGAGAGUGACCCUCCCUCUUGAAGCUUCACCAUCUGCGACACUCCGCAAAGAAAUGCAACUGAAGGAAGAUGAGGAGCCGAUGGAGCAGGAGCCCAUUACACCAUCUGACUCGGAAAGUCCUGGUGAAACAAGGGCCCCUGCAAAACCAGAGUGUUCCAAGCCCCCGGACCCUCCAGUUACAAGUUCCGAAUGUUCCCGAGACAAAGGCUUGCGCACUGAGGGUGAGGCAGUGGGUGCUGUUUUCCAGAGCCAUGAGGUGCCCGGUGAGAGCGCACGUGAAGGUGGUCAGCUGGUUCCUACUGAGCGGCAAAAACCGGUGGAGAUGUUCCCUCCAUCAUCAGAGAAAAUCCACGGAGCGCCCUCGGGACACCAGGAUAGUUCUUUGAUCGACGCAGAGCUGCCGCCUUCACCAGCUGCCGGCGACGCCGAGCCUGGGAAGGAUCUCCAGGCGGAGCUGGUCAUCAAGAUGCAAGCUGGAGAUCCGGGCACUUUGAAGGAGCCAAAGAAUGUGAGCAUCCGGAGCCCAGGGCACGAAGUGAGAAUCCCAGAGGGGCAGAACCACCAGCUGGAGGCUGAGGAAUUCCCAAAACCCUGCAGCGUUGGCCUGAUGAUGGGAUCUCCAAAGCCGGAGGUGGAAGCUGAUGAGCAGGCUCCGAGUGUGGGUGUUACAGAUGUUCAGCAAUUGGAACAGUCUGCAAAGAGCCUGCUGGACAGUUCUGGAGAAAUUCCGUUCCACUUCACGCUACCAAAGGAGGGCGAUGUUAUUCAGCCGAUAGUCAGCGGUACCCCGCCUCUUGUUGGUUCAUUGAAGCAAGGCCCCCGACACAGCACUCCCAUUGAGCUUGAAGGCCGCGCCAUAGCAACGACUGACGUCACUCCUGACAACGCCAUGGCAACCAGUGAUGUAGCAGCCGAGGGGAGUGUGCGAGGGACCUCAAAUUCCGAAUCCCCCUCAGUGGCAACAGCCAAUAGCAAGCUGUGCCUGAAGAUGCAGCUGGAAACCCCAGUCCAGGAAGAUGGGACCCACUCGGCUGUCUUCAGCCUUGAGAAACCUCCUCUGGCAGGAGCACCAACAUCUGCUGCUGAAGCCGUUGCCAGCGUGGCGAAGAGCCAGUCAGUGUUCAGUCGGGUCUGUGAGGUGAGGAGGGAAACAGAGGCACGGGAGCGGGAGGAGGUCACCAGCCUGUUUAGAAGAGAGCCUCGCAGUCUCCCCAGUGAUGAGGAAGAGACAGGGGAAGCUCACGAAGACCUCAGGGCUUGGCAGCACCAACAGUGGACGAAACAGAGAGCUCGUCAGCACUUCCAGGCGACUGAGACCGUGCCAGGAGGUGCCCAGGAGGAGGAGGUUGGUGAAACCCCUGAGGAGUCCAUGCCUGAAUCAAUUACCAGCAAACCGACUGCUGGGAGCACCGGGGAGAGCGAGGAAGAGGCCAUGGAGCUGGACGUGGUGAGCUGCGGCCAAGGGGUGGCCGGGGGCUGGAGGGAGAGCCCCUCUGGCGGGACACAGGAGAUCCGAGAGACACCCCCAGGCAAACUGGGGAGUGGGCAGGCCGCACCGGGUGAGGGGCGAGAUGUGGCACCGGGGCACCGUCUGGCUCACCCAUGCUGCCACGCAGACGGGCGGCAGUAUCAGGAGGAUGAGGACUUCGAGCUGCCAGCGCCGCCUCCUGGUCGGCUCCCGAGACACGUCCGAACGAUCCGGGAGGUGCGCACGAUGCUGACCCGGAUCAUCACUGACGUGUACUACAUCGAGACGGGAAAGAGGUGGGAACGCAAAGUAACUGAGGAGAGUGAGGAUCCAGUGGUGGAAUGUCGGGAAUAUGAGAACGAGGUGUCUCCGUCUCGGGCCACUUGCUCCAUGACCUCGGGUGACCUCGGUGACAUCAGCUCCUUCUCCUCCAAGGCAUCGAGUUUACUGCGAGCUUCGAGUGGCACCAGCAGCAGCAGCAGUGUGGGAGGGGGCACUGCCCCUCUGGAACGGGGCAGGGGUACCGCUACCUCCCGAGGAAGGAAUGGGGGACCAGACCCUCGAGAGUUUGUAGUGCCCAGCGGCAGAGGAAUCCACUCGAAACUGAGCCCAAGGAAGGUUGGAGCCCAGUACUGGUCACCGUCCAAACAGCCACUGUCUGGGCUGGCAGAGACUGAGGAGAUCGCGAUGAGCAACAAACAGACACCUAGAAGCCUCCCAGCUCGCGGCAGGGGCAAACGAGGGCGACCACCCAUCAGAUCUCUGGUUGGGAGGGAGAUGAUGCAGACUUCACCCAGGGCUCGGGGGGAGAAUCCAUCAAGUGCCACGUCCCCAGAGGAGGAGCCCUACACCCGGAUUGCCGCCCGUGCCCCUGAGAAGGUGGGAGGGGUGCCGUACCCGCGCUCGGCCUCACCGGAGAUCCCACAAGCCCAGGGCCCACGUGCUCCCCGCUCCGAGCUCUCGGCCUCUCAGAGCAGCAGCUUCGUGGGUCUGCGAGUGGUCGCCAAGUGGUCAUCCAAUGGGUAUUUCUAUUCUGGAGCGAUUACCCGUGACUCUGGGGAUGGCAAGUACAAGGUGCUGUUUGACGAUGGCUAUGAGUGUGAAGUGCCUGGCAAAGACAUCCUGCUGUGUGACCCCAUUCCCGUGGAGACAGAGGUGACUGCCCUGUCUGACGACGAGUACUUCAGCGCAGGGAUCGUGAAAGCUCACAGGAAGGAGGCCGAAGAGUUUUACUACUGUAUCGAGAAGGACGGCCUGCAGAAGUGGUACAAGAGGAUGGCAGUCAUCCUGUCGCUGGAGCAGGGCAACCGGCUCAGGGAACAGUUUGGGCUCGACCCCUGCGAGGUCACCACCCCUCUCACCAUGGCAGCUGACAUCAGCUUGGAUAACCUGGUGGAAGGGAAGCGUAAACGCCGCACCAACGCUGGGCCCAGUACUCCGACCCGGAAACAGGGGGAGAGCCCCCGGAGCCCGGCCUUCUCUGGGAAACGGAAGCUGAUGGGCUCGGAUGAGGAGCGCUCGCCAGCGAAACGUGGUCGGAGACCGGGAACUACAAAAUCCGCAAUUCUGAAGCCGACUGGGUUUCUCAGUCCCUCCGAGGGGGAGGUCUCCAGCGAAUCCAGCUCCAUGUUGGAAACCCAGCAUGGCCCCAUCCCAAAAAGACCCACCCUGUUUGUGGGGUAUGCCUUCAUCCUGACAGCAGCGAGUGAGUCAGACCGCAGGACCAACAAGCAAGCUCAGCCCGAUGGAGCCAUCAGCAGCGAGGAAGAGGAGGAGUUUGUGGAGACCGCAGCCUACAACAAACAGUACACUGAGAGGCAGCUCCGAGCUGGUGGGGGCUACAUCCUGCAGGAUUUCAAUGAAGCCCAGUGUAAAGCUGCAUACCAGUGUAUCCUGAUCGCUGACCAGCACUGUCGGACAAAGAAGUACUUCCUGUGUAUUGCCAGUGGAGUCCCGUGUGUGUCGAACCUCUGGUGGGACAGCUGCCUGGCCAGUCAGCUCCAGCCAUAGAAUUACCUGCUUCCAGCAGGAUACAGUGAGGCUGACCGCAUCCUGGAAUGGCAUCCCCGGAGCACUCCGUUCAAGAACAUGAAGCUGCUGCUCGUGUCGGACCAGCAGAGCUUCCUCAGCCUGUGGUCGGAGAUCCUGAUGAUGGGAGGGGCAAUGUCAGUUAGGCAGCACAACUCCUCAGCUCACAAUAAAGACGUCCCGCUGGGAAUCUUCGACAUGGUAGUGACGGACCCUUCCUGCCCGGCCUCGCUGCUGAAAUGCGCGGAAUCCCUUUCCCUUCCUGUGGUGUCUCAGGAGUGGGUCAUCCAGAGUUUGAUCAUGGGGCAGAGAGUCAGCCACCGCAGCCACCCCAACUACAAACACACCUACAAACCCAGUUAAAGGGAAAUGGUCCAGCGUGUCCCUCUCCGCCCCCCCCA